Apodemus sylvaticus (European woodmouse) is the source of this 1600-nucleotide messenger RNA. RefSeq names its product ERCC excision repair 8, CSA ubiquitin ligase complex subunit (gene Ercc8). The coding region runs from base 54 to 1244 and encodes 396 amino acids. The record is from RefSeq and is a predicted model, not a curated record. Gene Ontology annotation, molecular function: protein binding. The transcript has 12 exons. Gene Ontology annotation, biological process: transcription-coupled nucleotide-excision repair; protein polyubiquitination; proteasome-mediated ubiquitin-dependent protein catabolic process. NCBI's taxonomy places the organism in Eukaryota, Metazoa, Chordata, Mammalia, Rodentia, Muridae. Gene Ontology annotation, cellular component: nucleotide-excision repair complex; Cul4A-RING E3 ubiquitin ligase complex.
UCCAAACUCUGUCAUGGCGGCACCCAGGCCUCAAGCCGGUGUGAGGAACGGAGAUGUUGAGCUUUUUGUCCGCUCGACAGUCGGGUUUGGAGGACCCUCUUCGCUUGCGUAGAGCGCAGUCCACACGGAGGAUCCUGGGACUGGAAUUAAACAAAGACAGGGAUGUUGAGAGAAUCCAUGGCAGUGGGGUCAACACCCUCGACAUUGAGCCUGUGGAAGGAAGAUACAUGUUGUCAGGAGGUUCCGAUGGUGUGAUUGUACUCUAUGACCUUGAGAACGCCAGCAGACAGCCCUAUUACACAUGUAAAGCAGUGUGUUCCGUUGGCAGAAGCCAUCCUGCUGUUCACAAAUACAGCGUGGAGACUGUUCAGUGGUAUCCUCACGACACUGGCAUCUUCACAUCCAGCUCAUUUGAUAAAACUCUGAAAAUAUGGGAUACAAACACAUUGCAGGCUGCAGAUGUGUUUAAUUUUGAGGAAGCAGUUUAUAGUCAUCACAUGUCCCCAGCAGCCACCAAGCACUGUCUGGUAGCCGUUGGAACUAGAGGACCCAAGGUACAACUUUGUGACUUAAAGUCUGGAUCCUGCUCUCACAUUCUACAGGGUCACAGACAGGAAAUAUUGGCAGUUUCCUGGUCACCACGCUAUGAAUAUAUCUUGGCAACAGCAAGUGCUGACAGUAGAGUAAAAUUAUGGGAUGUGAGGAGAGCAUCGGGAUGCUUGCUUACUCUUGACCAGCAUAAUGGGAAAAAGUCUCAAGCUGUUGAAUCAGCAAACACUGCUCACAACGGGAAAGUUAACGGCUUAUGUUUUACAAGUGAUGGGCUUCACCUGCUCACCAUUGGCACAGAUAACCGGAUGCGGCUCUGGAAUAGCUCCAGUGGGGACAACACACUGGUGAACUACGGGAAGGUGUGUAACGACAGCAGGAAAGGGCUGAAGUUCACCGUGUCCUGUGGCUGCAGCUCAGAGUUUGUGUUUGUUCCCCACGGCAGCACCAUCGCUAUGUACGCAGUCUACUCGGGAGAGCGGCUCGCCAUGCUUAAGGGACAUUACAAAAGUGUCGACUGCUGCGUGUUUCAGCCCAAUUUCCAGGAACUUUACAGUGGUAGCAGGGACUGCAAUAUCCUUGCUUGGGUACCCGCUUCAUAUGAACCAGUUCCUGCUGAUGACGAAACUCCUGCCAAAUCCCAGUUGAACCCAGCGUUCGCGGACACCUGGAGCAGCAGUGACGAGGACGGGUGACCGUCAGCCCUGGCUCCUUGUCCAUCAGACUUCCAUGGCAGUGCUGUCUGCACUUCAGCGCAGGCGGCCUCUUCUUCCCGUUAUUGUUGGUUUUGAGACAGUGUCUCACCGUGUAACCCUGGCUAGCCUGGGCUAGCCUAGAACUCUGUAUAGAGCAGACUUGACUCACACACUUGCAGUCGUUCUCCUGCCUCUGCUCCCCGGUGCUGGGGUUAGAGAAAUGUACCUUGUGGCCCCUCCUGUGUGUGUGUUUGUUUUAUUGUUUUUAAACUCUUCAGUCAGUUUCUAGCCUGUUGAUCCUGAAUUUGGGAUAUUUCCCUGUGUGUUUUAAAAUAAAUGUGCAUAAAACUCUGAAA